GAUCCUUCUAUACGGGAGAGAACCAACGGGCCCUGAAUGGGACAGGACUUCCCCUUCACUUCACCUCGCUCUUCAUCUUCGUUUCUGCUCGCAACCUAGCUGCCCCUCCGGUCCUCCACCUCCCGUCCCCGUGCGCAGACCAUGCCUCGCGCAGCCACCGAGGCCGUCGUCCACGGCGAGGGAGGCACGAUCAAAGUAGGCACAACGGGCACCAUCGGCUCCCUCAUGACAAGAGAACUGGACGCCGUCAAGGUCGCGCCGCCGCCACCGGCAGCCGCGGGCAACCCGCGCCUGAGGCGCCACCAAGGCUGUCCUGUCUCGGUGCCGUGCGGAGCCGCUACUCCUCGGAAGACCGUGCUGAGGAAAAGCUCCUCGGACAUCUCCGGCGGCAGCAGGGCCGACCGCGUGAGCGCCGAAGAUGCCUGCUGCAAGCCCAGGAGGGUCUCCCGGAGGAACACGUUCGACUCGCCGAUGCUGCGCUCGGACGGCGCGCUCGUGGACGUCCGGACCCCGAGUGGAGGCAGGGCGAAGAAGAAGGGGGGCGUGUACGGCGUCGAGUUGGUGGACGUCAAGUGCGGUAACCCCAUGACCAGCAGGCUCAGGAAGCUCGGCUUCUGCAAGCUGUCGGAGACGUUUGCGUAGGUGGAGCCUGGCAAGGACCAUGGCCAGCAUCUGAAUACCGUGUGCCUGAUUUAGUGCAGCAAUUAUCUACGAGUUAUUCCUAUGUCUCAUAGAUUAGAAGGGAUUAGAAAAAAAUUAUAAAAUAAUUUUAAUUGCUAUGGAUUGAAACUCACUCAAUCACCUUCAAUUCAUAUGUAUUUUGAUGAAACAGGUCCUAACACUGUUCGGCCUUAGGCUGCGAUCC
Zea mays is the source of this 865-nucleotide messenger RNA. RefSeq lists its product as uncharacterized. Bases 142 to 642 code for a protein of 166 amino acids. The record is from RefSeq and is marked validated. The transcript is spliced from 2 exons. Lineage: Eukaryota; Viridiplantae; Streptophyta; Magnoliopsida; Poales; Poaceae.